Molecule: messenger RNA, 630 nt
Organism: Entamoeba dispar SAW760
Lineage: Eukaryota; Evosea; Mastigamoebida; Endamoebidae
Exons: 1
Coding region: 1-630 (209 amino acids)
Source: RefSeq, a predicted model, not a curated record
AUGUCAACAAUAAGAGAUGACACUACUAAAGAAGGACAUAAUGAGAAAAGAGAAGAUAUAAGUAGGAGAGAAAUAAAUCAAGAACAUUAUAAUUUUGAAAAAUACAAAGACAUUUUAUUAAGAAUUAGAACAUUAGUUAAAACAAUAUAUCCAAUAGCAAAUCUAGAAUCUGUUAAUAGACUGAGUAAUUUAAUUAUUCAUAACUUGAUUGUGUAUGGAAUAAAUGUUGAAGAAUGGAGAGAAAUAGAAGAAAUCAAGGAAUUAAAUAUUGAAGCUCUUCAAAGAAAUGUGAUUGACCAAAUUGUUUUAACACAUAGAAAACAUGAAGUAAUACUUAAAGCAUUAUUUGUUGAUAAAGUCAAAAGAAUAAUAACAAGAAUCAACGAAGGAAAUGUUUUAAUUGAGGAAAUAUAUAAAUAUCCAUUAAUUGGAACAGAGUGGGGAUAUGCAUUUGAUAUCGCAUUAUGUAAUGAAAUUGUUAAAAAAGGAAAUGAAAUGUAUCAUGAAUAUCUUAAUAAUCCAAUUAUUUCAUAUUAUUUAAUGUAUCAAUUUGGAGUUGUUGAUGAACAAAAACAAAUAGAAAUCAUUAAAACAAGAAUAAAUUUUCUGAUAAUGUUAUUUAAUAUGUAA